UUGAAGUGGGUCAAUCAAUAUAUGAACCUACUCUAUCUCUCUCUCCUCAUACGAUAGAACUCUCUUUUAGCAAAGGGAGAUGCGCGCGUGAAAAUUCAUUUCAGUGCGCGUUAAAUUUGUCCUCCGCCAAGUCCAAAGAUGUCCGAUAAUUUAACAAUCGUACAAAUUCCUGAGGAUCGUUACGCCGAUGCUAUCGAUCAUUUGAAAUGGAACUUCUUCGCGGAUGAACCAUUGAAUCAGGCUGUUGGAUUAUGCGAAAAGGGUAAAUCUCAUUUCGAACUUGAAAGACAUUGUCUGUUGACUUUAAAUCAGGGAUACUCAAGGAUGCUAGUGACAGAAACUGGAACUAUAGCAGGUAUGACUCUAAAUGGUGUUUUAAAUGAAAAGGAAAGAGACGAAGCUAGUCGACGACUUGAGGAAAUAAACGACAAACAAUUUAAAACAAUUUUCGGUCAACUGUACAAAGUCAACAAAAAGGUUGAUCUAUUUAAGAAAUACAAUGUCCAGGAAUUAUUCGAAUGUCGUAUUUUAAGCGUAGAUGAGAAUUUUCGCGGGAAAGGCUUAGCAAAUAUUUUAAUGUCAGAUAGUCUUGAAGUAGCAAAGAAAGCUGGUUUCAAGGUGUUCAAAGCUGAUGCUACUGGUAUGUAUUCUCAAAAAGUUUGUUUAAAGCACGGCUUUCAAGUCGAAGCAGAGAUUCCUUACACAGAUCUUCCAGAAAACAUAAGACCUGCACCACCUCAUCAAGCUGUUAAACUUAUGGUAAAACUGUUGCAUUAGAAAGGUAUAUAUAAAUAUAAAUAAUCCUAUGUGAUAUAAUUAAACGAUUCAAUACAUUGACGAAGUUAUACAGCAUAAAAAGUAGAUAAAAAAGAAAGUAUAUGUAUCGUUGUGACAAUAACAGCUCUAUAAUAUAUUUGUUGGUGAUAUUAAAAGAUGCGUUAAUGUCUAUACAAUAAUAAUGAUUAGGUGUCGAAAAAUUGGACCACAUAUUUGCUUAGAACGUAUAAAUCAAUAAUCCGAGUUGUUCGGCUACUGCCCCUGGUUUAUGUGUUCCAAGCAAAGUUAUUCAAAUUUAUGAACUCAACGAUAACAACCAUUGACGAGCAUUUUUACAUUCCGUUGAUUCAGAAACAACGUUAAAACAAAUUAUUCAUUCUAAUUCUGCUUUACAAAGGGGUGCAUAUAAAAUGUCUAUUUAGAUAAAUAUACCUAUAUAUAAAUCUGUUAAAUAUUAUGAGAUUAUAUAAUAACGAUGAUCAUUGAUGUAUGCAUCAGAAAAGACAAUAGUCUAAUAGAAAGUCAUAAUAUAUAUAAGCAUGUAUUAAGAAAUUAUUUAUUAUUUUCUGAUUACAAUAUACGAAAAUGAAAGAGACAAUGUAAGACGUUUAACGCGUAUCGAUAAAGAAACUUCCUUUUUUGUUGCAAUCAUUGACGAAGCACGAGACACAGAACUUUUACAUGAUCUAUACAUUUAUCUUUCGGACAAGACAAAGAAUUUAAUAUACAGCGAGGUAUAUAAAUAAGAAUAUGAAUUACAAGAUGACGGGUCCAUUUGCAAAUAAUUAUACAAAUUAUGAGAAAUAGUAUUUUUGUCAGUGUCACGUGUGUUAUAAGAAAUAUAUACGUUAUUUUGUAAGAAUGUCCGCCAAAUAAAGUUUAUAAUAAUU
Polistes canadensis is the source of this 1667-nucleotide messenger RNA. Its product is annotated as dopamine N-acetyltransferase-like. Bases 139 to 777 code for a protein of 212 amino acids. NCBI's taxonomy places the organism in Eukaryota, Metazoa, Arthropoda, Insecta, Hymenoptera, Vespidae. The transcript is spliced from 3 exons. The record is from RefSeq and is a predicted model, not a curated record. Gene Ontology annotation, molecular function: N-acetyltransferase activity.